CACUUACACAAUGGGGUGAAGGAGGGUGAAAUUCUUGGUGGGAUGGAAUGUACCCUUGGCCAGAUUAUUUCCCAGAGAAAGCUUUCAAAAUCCCUGAUGAAACACGGAAACACAGCCGGAAAAUCAUCGAUAACAGUCAUUGCAGAAGAGCUGUCUGGGAAUGAUGAUUAUGUGGAGUUGACAUUUAGUGCAAGAAAACUCGAUGAUAAGGACUUUUUCAGCAAAUCAGACCCGUUUCUCGAAAUUUUCAGGAUGAAUGAUGAUGGAACACAACAACUUGUACACAGAACGGAGGUCAUCAUGAACAAUCUAAAUCCUAUGUGGAAAACAUUUAAAGUCUCUGUAAACUCCCUCUGCAGUGGAGAUCAUGAUCGGAAACUAAAAUUGAUAGUCUGGGAUUGGGACUCCAAUGGUAAGCAUGACUUUAUUGGAGAAUUCACUUCGACCUUUUCAGAAAUGCGUGGAGCGAUGGAUGGCAGACAGGUUCAAUGGGAAUGCAUCAACCACAAAUACAAAGUCAAGAAGAAAAACUAUAAGAACUCUGGCAUCGUCAUUCUCAACCUCUGUAAAAUCCACAAGAUGCACUCGUUCCUCGAUUACAUCAUGGGCGGGUGUCAGAUUCAGUUUACAGUCGCGAUAGAUUUCACAGCCUCGAAUGGGGAUCCAAGAAACAGCUGCUCCCUCCACUACAUCCACCCAUACCAGCCUAACGAAUACCUGAAAGCUCUGGUAGCUGUGGGUGAGAUCUGCCAGGACUAUGACAGUGACAAGAUGUUCCCGGCCUUUGGAUUUGGAGCAAGAAUACCACCAGAUUCCAAAGUUUCUCAUGACUUUGCAAUCAACUUUAAUGAAGACAACCCAGAAUGUGCAGUGAUUUCUAACCGACUGCAGACUGAAAGACUCGGAGCAGUGCCUCUGCCUGAAGAAACCAUGAAAAUACAGGCAGUAUCUUCUGGAUUUGUGUUUAAUUGCACCAGUGUAGAUGCCAAAAUUCACUGUCAGUUUCAGACGAGUUUUGACAAUGCAUCCCCUGCUGCUCUCGCAAAGAGUGUCCUUGCUGAGGUCCCGAAUCAAGUGGUGGACUAUUACAACGGAAAAGGAAUUCCGCCAAAAUGUCUGUCGGACUAUGAGUCUUCCCGAACGCUUGCACCAUAA
Rhincodon typus (whale shark) is the source of this 1155-nucleotide messenger RNA. RefSeq names its product copine-4-like. Gene Ontology annotation, biological process: cellular response to calcium ion. The record is from RefSeq and is a predicted model, not a curated record. The coding region runs from base 43 to 1155 and encodes 370 amino acids. The transcript is spliced from 13 exons. Gene Ontology annotation, molecular function: calcium-dependent phospholipid binding. Gene Ontology annotation, cellular component: plasma membrane. Lineage: Eukaryota; Metazoa; Chordata; Chondrichthyes; Orectolobiformes; Rhincodontidae.